AUGCUCGGCGACGAUUUUUCUCACCUGCAAUUCUCUGUGACCUCGUACUCCGUUAAUGACGUUCCCAUUAAAUUCGUCGGUAACUCCGUCCGUGAUAUUGGUGUUACUGCGCUCUCCGGCAAUUUUCGACCGUUGUUGUAUGUCCAACAGUCCUUCUGCAAGUCCCUCGAGUUUACCCGGCUCCGUCAACCGUAUCACCCGCGGUUUUCACCUCUUCGCUCGUCUCAAAUCCCUCUACUGCGUACGCCCCGCAUCCGGGAAUACGGUUCGGUCGUCCGGAACUCGAAUACAGCGCCCCUGGACGAUCAUGUUUAG
Cinara cedri is the source of this 315-nucleotide messenger RNA. The record is from the annotation of a GenBank genome assembly. Lineage: Eukaryota; Metazoa; Arthropoda; Insecta; Hemiptera; Aphididae.